This is a messenger RNA of Phytophthora nicotianae INRA-310, 2408 nucleotides long. RefSeq lists its product as hypothetical. The record is from RefSeq and is a predicted model, not a curated record. The transcript has a single exon. Gene Ontology annotation, molecular function: hydrolase activity. The coding region runs from base 53 to 1852 and encodes 599 amino acids. NCBI's taxonomy places the organism in Eukaryota, Oomycota, Peronosporomycetes, Peronosporales, Peronosporaceae.
GCAUUUUACCAAUUUUGAGAGAUCAUUUCCCGGUUAUCAUCAUCCUCGAGCAAUGCGGGUGGUGUGCGUGUCGGACACGCACGGGCUGCACGAGGACGCGCUGGACAUCCCAGACGGCGACGUGUUCGUCCAUGCGGGCGACUUCACAGACACGGGAGAGCGUAGUGAAGUGGUGGCCUUCAACGAGUUCCUAGGCCGCCUACCGCACCGCUACAAACUGGUAAUUGCGGGAAACCACGAGUCGUCUUUUGAUCGCGCGUUCUACCCGAAAUUCUGGCAUCAAUAUGGCCACAGACAGCAGUACGACCCAGACGAGGUGCGCGCUCUACUCACCAACGCGCUGUACCUCGAGGACCAAGCCGUUCUAAUCGAAGGGUUCGUCUUCUACGGGACACCCUGGCAACCAGAGUUCUGCAACUGGGCCUUUAAUCUACCACGAGGCGACGCUCUACUCAAGAAAUGGAGACACAUUCCCACGGACACAGACGUGCUCAUCACACACACGCCCCCCAUGGGGCACGGAGACCUCGUCGGCUAUCAGCGUGUAGGCUGCGCUGAUCUACUACGAGAAGUGGAGCAUCGAGUGCGUCCCAAACUGCACGUCUUCGGUCACGUACACGAAGGCUACGGCCGUAGUGCCAGUCCAGAUGGAGCCAUCACGUACUUCAACGCAUCUAUCUGUACGCACAACUACGAGCCCGUGAACGCACCGUUCGUAUUCGAAUUGACAGGUCCACCCAAGCGAGGCUGGCCGAAACACACGUUGCCAUUAACUACGCCAUCCUCGACUGGUUUGGGCAUGCACCGCAGCUUCAGUACGAACGAUGUGAGUAGUAUCAGUAGUUUAUCCACCACAGAAGACGAGGACGUUGACAUGGACGCAGGUUUACCGACCGAAGCGGAGCCACGGGACUACGAUUUGAUGCUGCACGAGUGGCUGCGGUUGUGUUCGCAUAAACCGCCAUUUAUCGAGAAGAAACUGGUGGAAGUGGAGACGUGUGAGGUUCAUACGAAGGGGAAGCUGCGCGAGUUCCGUGUGGAUGGCACGACGUCGGGUUUGCUGUUCGAGAGCACGUUAAAGUUGCGUCCUGUGACGAACGUACAGAAGCGCGUGCUACGGUAUCUCUUCUCGCAGGGAUUUCGGAGUAAUUCGGAAAAUUAUAAGGCUGAUGAUGAAGACGAGAAGGAGAAAAGCAAGGAAGAUACCACGAGUAUGGAGGUUGAUAGUGAGAACAAUAAGCCGACAAAGGAGCGAAGAAAUUACGGUAUUUCGCGUCGUGUGACGGUCGCUGUACUGGACGAUAUUGACGAGGACAAGGAGGGAAUGGACGAUCGAGAUCGAGAGCAUGUGCAGCAGGCUCGAGUAGCUGCGGCUGCUCUGGGUAAAGAGACCGCUCAGGACACAACAGGCGAAGGUGCACAGUCUCGACGUCCGCGACGUAAUAAGACUUUGCAACGACGAUCAGCGGUGCCGAUGCUGGCUUCACUCACGGAGGAACCAGAAGAAAGUAGUACCAGCACAACGGACAUUCCUGCUGCACUGCAGAAAACAAGUGAAGAAGUGGUUGUCUCCGAAACUAUCGUCGUUGUUGAGUGCGUGUUGUGUAAGUACAAAGUCUCGGGCCACGUUCAUCCUGAAGCGCAACCUCCACCACCAGCCCCAGUUGUUGAAUGCGCGUUGUGCAAGUACAAAGUCCCGGGCCACGUCCAUCCCGGAGCGCAGUCACCGCCACCAGCUCCUAUUGUGGAUGUGCCAAAGGAAGGAAAACAAGAAGAGAAACAGAAGAAACCAAGUGAGACGCGUUCCAGGACUGAAAACCCGCCACCCAAGCGCUUGUCGUCUUGGUUUUAAUGGAGACACGUUUGCAUGAUAGAAACAUUGACAAUAACUUGCAUGUGGGAGCAAAAUAUUGAGUGGGGAUUUGAGCACCAAGCAUGCAGCUAUGAAUUCGGUGUUGCCACCGCUGCAACUAAGCCCCCUGUUGUUUCGUGCAUGGACGAUAACGACAAUUCAAGCGGGUGUGGGUACACCGACCACAGCGCAAAUGACUAGCGAUCGACAACACGCCAUUGAUGGCACGUGAGCAAUUUCGCAGUGCCUCAAGCAUUUGCCUUUCGUUUGUUUGACAUACUUUGGAUUUGAACACACCCGGUCUCCAACGCGCGGCGACGAUUCCCAUAGCACGCGAUAUUGAAAAGCGCUCGGUCACGGCGUUUUCUUCACAGAAUCUACUUUGAAAGACCAGGGAUUUUGACGAGGGUGACAAUGUACAUUACUACGUUGUACAUGCGAGGAUGAAAUGCAUGACGGUCAUCAUCGACUGGAUCUGUAUAACCUAAAUGAGAGAAGUAAUAUGCGUGAGAUAAAUAGCUUAGUUGACGACUGUGGCGUGUCUGAUAGUAUUGUG